Molecule: messenger RNA, 720 nt
Organism: Entamoeba invadens IP1
Lineage: Eukaryota; Evosea; Mastigamoebida; Endamoebidae
Product: phosphatidylcholine transfer protein, putative
Exons: 1
Coding region: 1-720 (239 amino acids)
Molecular function (GO): lipid binding
Source: RefSeq, a predicted model, not a curated record
AUGAGCAACAAGAGAAGAAAGAAAUGGUGUUUAAGCUUGGAAAAACUAAGAAGAAACAAAAUGAAGCCGUUCACAGACGCAGAGUUUGAAGAGUUCAAGACAAUGUGUAUAUCGGACGACGGGUGGACUUUAGCCAACCACGAUGAUAUCAACACUGGAUACACCACCCAGACCGAAAACUCGUCGACGCUCCGGAUGAAGUUGAAGUCCAAGUUGUUUGAGCCGUUUUCUAUUAAUUUAGUCUUUGACAUGUUGAGCGACCCACAGUUCAGAGCGGAGUGGGACGGAAACAUUUUAGAAAGAAAGACCAUCGACACCAUUGAUGAGCACAACGAGAUAGACUACUACUCUGUCUCAAUGCCAGUUGUGUCCAACAGAGACUUUUUGUACCAACGAGGAUGGAAAUACAACAAAGACGAAUUUAUUAUUAUGAAUAAGUCCGUUGUUGACCAAAGAGCACCAGAAGUCAGCGGAAUUGUCAGAGCAAAUAUCCGCAUUUCAGGAUAUAUGGUCAGAAUCGAGGAUGGAAAGUGUAAAUUGUAUUAUAUUGCGCACAACGACUGGAACGGAUGGAUCCCGAGUUUUAUAUUCAACACGUUUGGACCGUCGUUCUGCCCGUCUGUACUUAACAAAAUGGCUGCGGGAUGCAAGAAGUACGAGGAUUGGUAUAAACAACAAAAGCCGUAUGAAAGACCAUGGAAAAAGCUGAUUGAAGUCUGA